AUGGCCCUCGUCUCCUGGGAUCCUUGCGUGCCUAAGCGCUACUGCUCCAGGAACUCUUCUAAGUUGAGGCAAUUGCCAGAGAAUUCCCAGGUGAUUGGUCUUCUCAACGUAGACCGCGACAACGGUGUAGAUAUCUUGCAAAACAUCACCGAACUAAUACUUGAAGGAAAUGAGUAUCAAGUCAACGAGAGCACUAGCCCCUUCUCAUACUCCUCACAGGAAAGUUUCAGAACUUACAACCCUAUCAAUCCACCCACAACUGGCAUUGUGGACACAAGGGUAAUGGUGGAUGGAUGUGACGACGAUGCCACCUGCAUUGCUGAUUAUAUACUUUCUAGUGACAUUAACUUGGCUAAGAGCACACUAGCAUCCAAACGAGACCUCAACAUGAGCACCAAUACUGUCGCUCGUACUCCACCAACAAUCUCAAUGAGUCAAACUGCCUUGCAUGGUACAUAUCAAGCAGCUAGCACAGUUACUGUUGUCGCAUCUCCAAGAGCUGGGUUGACGAUCAUGAGCAUCAAUUACACAGCUAAUGGUAUCACCGUGUCUGCUCAGAGAGUAUCCCCCAGUUCACUGGUCUUGUCAUGGACUCCUACUGAGAGGCAUCUCAAUGGCAGUGUGUCACUACAUGUGACAGCAGCCGACAGCAAUGGUGACAUCGCUACCAUGACAAUUCCAGUUGCUCUGUGCAGCUGCUAUGGAACUUGUCAGCCACUUACGUCCAUUUCUCUGACAGAACCCUUCACUCAACUGGGCUGUGCCUCUUGUGAAGCUGGUCGCACUGGUUCUAACUGUGACGAGGAUCUGGACAGCUGUAUUACAUCACCAUGUUCUAGUUCACUACACACGUGUACUGAUAUCCCGCUGCCUGGAGAUGGCUUCACCUGUUCAUGUCGCGCUGGUUUCACGGAGAGCAAUGGCAACUGCCUCGAUGUGAACGAAUGUGUAACUGGCGGUGGCCACAGCUGUCCACAAGGCCGCAGCUCAUGCACCAACACAGCAGGCUCCUAUCUAUGCCAGUGUUCGGCUGGCUACACAGGCGAUAACUGUCUAGAUAUGGACGAAUGCAGUUUAGAUGUGAACGACUGUAUACGUUCGAGGGGUUCAUGUAUUAACACGGCUGGAAGUUACGAGUGUGUUUGCCCGGAAGGUUUUGAAGGCACUGGAAGACAGGAUUAUGGUGGUUGUGGUGUUGUUCAAUGUAGAACACCUAAGAUUACCAAUGGAAAAAAGAACACAUCACGUAUACUUUAUGGAGAUACCGCUCGAUAUGCUUGUGAUGAUGGCUUUCGUCUACUCGGUGAUGGAUCACCAAACUGCACUGCAGAGGGCAAGCUGACAUCACUACCUAAAUGCGUUUCAAACCCAGUCGAGUUUGACAUUCCAGCAGGUAUUGAGGAUAUUGUUAACCAGUUGCAGGGCUGUGUACUCACAUCACAUCUACGACUGGGUACUCUCAUCAAUUCUCAGAUUUGCAUUUCAAGGCCAUUGAUUCGGGAGGGUUAG
Messenger RNA from Sycon ciliatum, 1509 nucleotides. RefSeq names its product fibrillin-2-like. Gene Ontology annotation, molecular function: calcium ion binding. The record is from RefSeq and is a predicted model, not a curated record. NCBI's taxonomy places the organism in Eukaryota, Metazoa, Porifera, Calcarea, Leucosolenida, Sycettidae. The transcript has 8 exons. Bases 1 to 1509 code for a protein of 502 amino acids.